AUGGCUGGUGAGGACAGUUUUAUAGUGUUGGUUCACCACAGAGGAUCGAUUAAGAGGAAAACUCGUUUCGGUGUCAAGUUCACCGAUAAGGAUCCUCUCUAUAUUAUCGUGAGUUCUACGACGAGCUAUGAUGACCUUGCUAGGUCUGUACUGCUGAAACUUGGUCUGAAUAGUGUGAAAAGGGUUAAGAAGUUUUUAUAUCGCAUUCCAAUCACGGUACUCCAAGAUAGCGUGAAGUAUGAUUGUUUCAUGAUUGGGAGUGACAAGGACUUGCAGGUCAUGUUUCUUUGUCGCCGACAGUUUCCCGAAGUGAGGACACCGGAGCUGUUGGCAAAGCUGGUUGAUGUGGUGUCCAGCUCGGGGGGUUCGAACCGGAAUACCAACACUUUAGCGACGGCUGCUGGUUCUAGCUCAAGACCUACCGUUGCAUCUUCCUCAGUCCUUGCAUACGAGCCACCCGCCCCGCAUGUCGCCUCCCCUUCGUUCGCUGUUGAUCUCAACGGUAGUGUUGGCGACGAGGUUGGAACAGCGAAACUUCUACCUACCUUUGUACAAUGUGCUGCACCGGCUGGGACUGUAGAUGGAUUGUUUGAUGAUCUAGAGGAUGAUGAUGUCGAGCCGGAUAUGAUUGCUGAUGACAGUGGCGAUGACAUUGGAGCGAGUGAGCUUGCCGGUGCGGGUGGUGGUUCUAGCUCUGGCACACAACAGUACCUUCCACAUUUUUCAUCUUUGGACCUGGAUGCCAUGAGGCAGGCGGAGGAUAAGAAGGAUGCCCUGUUAAGUGUGAAGACUUAUAGCAUCCGCCGAGGUGUACAGUACAAGGUAGUGGAGUCUGAUUAUCGCCGUUAUGUUGGCAAGUGUUCUGAGUUCGGGAAUGUGUGCACAUGGUUGAUUCGGCUGAGUCUCCGGCAGCGUAAGGGCAUUUGGGAGGUCAAACGGUACAAUGGAUCGCAUACUUGUCUGGCCAGCUCUAUCUCCAGCGAUCACAGGAGUUUGGAUUAUCAUAUGAUAUCGACAUUCAUUAUGCCAAUGGUUAGAGUCGAUGCAUCCGCCAGCAUCAAGGUGCUCCUAAAUGCAACUGCCUCACACUAUGGGUUUAGGCCUACCUACAGGAGGGUCUGGAUGGCGAAGCAGAAGGCUGUUGCCCUCAUUUAUGGUGACUGGGAUGAGUCUUACAACGAGCUCCCAAGGUGGGUGUUAGGAGUGCAGGUGACCAUGUCUGGUUCUAUUGCAGUUCUUCGGACUAGCACUGUUCGAGUUGGGGGACAGCUGGACGAAUCUCAGGACGGGAACUCCAACAUACUCCCUGUUGCAUUCGCACUAGUCGAGGGUGAGAAUGCUGAGUCGUGGUCAUUCUUUCUCUCCCACCUCCGCCAGCACGUUACACCACAGCCGAGUCUGCUCGUUAUUUCUAACAGGCAUAAUGGCAUCAAGGCCGAGCUUGAGGCUCCCGACGGGGGCUGGCUACCUCCGGCUGCGUACCGGGCUUUCUGCAUUAGACACGUAGCAACAAAUUUUGCCCUAACCUUCAAGGGUAAAGACGCAAGGAGGCUUCUCGUGAACGCUGCCUAUGCUAAUACCGAGGUUGAGUUCGAUUACUGGUUUGAUAUUCUUCGAUUUCUGAGUGUGUGA
Messenger RNA from Arachis duranensis, 1632 nucleotides. RefSeq lists its product as uncharacterized. Bases 1 to 1632 code for a protein of 543 amino acids. NCBI's taxonomy places the organism in Eukaryota, Viridiplantae, Streptophyta, Magnoliopsida, Fabales, Fabaceae. The transcript is spliced from 3 exons. The record is from RefSeq and is a predicted model, not a curated record.